CAACUCCACCCUUCUCUCGCGCGCUUUUCGAACGCGCGCGGCGUGAGCGCGUUAACACACGCGCGCGCUUCUCCGGCUCUCCUAGCGACCGCUAUAAAGAAGCAACUUUACGCCGCGCCGCCACAGUCUCGCGAUCGUCGCCGCGUCGCGCGCAGAACGGGAUUCUCUCGUUAUUCAGGAGCACGCACCACGCACGCUGCACGGCCAAUCGCGACGUAACAACAACAACAACAAUAACAACAACAGCACUAAGAGCCGAGAGACCCAUCGUAGUCGGUCCAUCGAUCGAUCGACGUGGCGGUAUCGUCCUGGCGAAUCUCCCAGCGCCUGGGAAUUUCGUUCUCUCUCUCUUUCUCUCUCGUGCGCGGAUGACGGGAGGCUUUUCCGUUCGAGCGUAGCCGAAACGGAGGAGAGGAAGACUCGCUGUACCGGCGGCGGCGGCGGCGGCGACGGCGACGGCGACGGCGGCGGCGGAUCGUCGUCGUAAUCGAGUGGACAAACCGACGAGCCGACGAACAAUAGGGACCUGGGCCGCCGGCCGCUUCCGAUGGGGUCGUAGCCACCGUUCAGCGUGUUCGCGCGUAUUCGUAUUACCGCAUAUCGCGAUGAUAGGCUAGCCGCGGCAGGAAGAGAUCGCCGUUAGGGGGAGAUCGCCAUAGCUAAUCGUACCACCCAAGGUGGCACAGAUUGAGAGCCCCAUCAGCACACAUCCUCUCCUGGCUAACGAGAUAUAGCCCAGCGUGUGUUGGUCCGUCCAGUUGGUGCGCGCCGUCGACGACGUCGUGCGUCAGCUUCCGAUUGGCCGUGCCGAUACGAAUCCAGCACAAUUACGGAGGAUUCUAUAAAUUUGUCAAUCAGGAAGGAAGAAAAGAGGAAGAGAGAGAUAGAGAGAGAGAGAGAGAAAGAAAGAAGAGAUCGCUAUUGGAGCAUCUAAUCCUUCAUCCCCAUCGUCCUCGACCUCUUUUUCCCUUUGCAUCCUCCUCCGUCGCGCCUCAUCCCUCUCGGCUUAAAUCGCGCGGCUUAAAUCGAGCGAGCGUUACCAUCUCGACGCGCCGGUUUUGCUCACAAAGAAACGGCGAGAGAAGGCUGGAAAGAGGGAGAGAGAGAGAAAGAGAGAGAGGCAGGCAAAUUCGCUCUUAGUGCCCCUCGACGGUCCAGCUCUUCAGCGGCGAUUCUCUUCCCCAUCGCGACGCUCGACCCGCUUCCGGUUAGGAACUGGAAGUGAACGCUCUAUGUAAACCGACUGCUGAGCGCGGUUGUCAUUGGAAGAUUGGAACCCUCAGGAACCCGCAGGAAGCGCAUCAUGGAAGUGGCGAGUGAACUGUCGCCGCUGUCGGGGGCGGAGAAUCAGGGCAAGAUCGUGGAGAGGAGCUCGUAUUACCCCCAAGAACCCAGCAAGAGGCCGCAGACCGCCGGGCAGAAGAUGCGAUCGUGUCUGAAACAUAAUGCGCUGACUCUCCUGACAGUCGGCGGUGUUGUCGGUGGUGUGGUGCUCGGCAUAAUUUUGCGAAACUCGCGUGAGAAAUGGACGCCCCGCGAGAUCAUGUACAUCGGCUACUUCGGCGAUCUGUUCCUGCGGAUGCUCAAGAGCUUGAUCCUGCCGUUGAUCGUCUCGAGUCUGGUGUCGGCCAUCGGCUCGCUCGAUCUGUCGCUCAGCGGCAAGAUCGGCGUUCGUGCGAUCGGCUACUACAUGAUCACGACCAUCCUUGCGGUCAUCUUAGGUAUAAUUCUGGUCAGCUCGAUCCGACCUGGCGAGGGUCGCUCCGCCGCGCAGAGCACAAGGGCGUCGCAAAACGUUUCUACCGCUGACACGUUGAUGGACCUAGUCAGAAAUAUGUUUCCGCCGAAUCUCGUGGAGGCCUGUAUCUUUCAACAUCGAACCGAAAUGAAGAGACCUAAAGACAAUCCCAACGCUCCCUUCGAUGAAUGGAAGCCGGAGGAAGUGUUGUCGCAGGGCUCCAACAUCCUCGGACUCGUCGUGUUCGCGACAGUGAUGGGCAUCACUCUCGGCAAGAUGGGAUCGCAGACGAAGCCGCUGUUGAAUUUCUUCGAGGCGCUAUCCGGUGCUAUGAUGGUCAUAACAAAAUGGGUCAUAUGGUUGUCGCCGCUCGGCGUGCUCUCCCUGGUUGCUGCAAAGAUCACGGAAAUUGAAUCGCUCGAUCGUAUAGUCAGCCAGCUCGGGAUGUACUUCCUGACCGUGCUGAUCGCCCUGCUCAUACACGGCUUGCUGAUACUACCCGGAAUAUACUUCCUCUUCACGAAGAAGAAUCCGUAUUCCUACAUAUCGAACAUGGCGGAGGCAUUGGUCACCGCCUUCGGUACGUCCUCGAGUUCAGCGACGCUGCCGCUCGCCAUCGACUGUCUCGAAUCGAAAAACGGCAUCGAUCCACACAUCACCAGAUUCGUCAUGCCAAUAGGCGCUACCGUAAAUAUGGACGGUACCGCCCUGUACGAAGCUGUAGCUGCCAUUUUUAUUGCGCAAGUGCGCAACAUCUCUGUUACCUUUGGACAGCUGAUAGCGAUAAGUAUCACGGCAACUGCUGCCAGUAUCGGCGCGGCUGGAAUUCCGCAGGCCGGCCUAGUGACUAUGGUGAUGGUAUUGGAUACGGUGCGACUUCCGGCUAAUGAUGUCUACUUGAUCCUCGCGGUCGACUGGUUGCUGGAUCGAUGUAGAACGACCGUGAAUGUCAUCGGUGACUCGCUUGGGGCGGGAAUCGUUCAACAUCUCAGCAGGAACGAACUCACGUCGUUGUCGCAUAACACGCAGCAAGCGCAAAACGGCGCCGAUUGCCAUGCGACCACGUCGAUAUGAGCUGAUGUGUUCGUUAAUCAUUAAAACCGCGUCUUCUCGAUUGACGAUUAUGAAACCGCGCUUCGCGAUCGAGGGAUCAUGGCAUGGCAAACAUAUCGGCACACGCUUAUCGCGCGGCUUAUCGUUAGAAUGUUGCCAUAACUUCUUGAACUUGCCCGAGAGAGCCCGAGAGAAUUUAAGAAAUAUAUAUACGAGAAAAUAAAAUUAAAGAUUAGGAUUAAGGGAAUAUGAAUAAAUUUUAUGGACGGCAACAUGAUAUUACUUCCCAGACAACACAUAACAUUCAAUGGACAUCCAAUUUUUGUUUUUAUUUUGUUCAAAUGUGCAUGAAUGUAAUACAAAUGAUUUAAGAGCAUACAUUAUUGGACGGUCAAAAUAUCUUUAUAUUUGGACAUUUUAAAGAUGCUCAUUUUACUUACGUUUGAAAAAAAAUUCUUGCGUUCACGAACUUGAGCUGUAUCCACCUCUCCGUUGCCUCGAUAGAACGAGAUAAAGAGUAAACAAAAAGGAUAGAUUCUUAAUUUUGAAUAAUAUAAAAAUUUUGUUAAAAUUAUCUGACAAUUUUAAAAUAGAAUUUCUAAUUUUUAUUGCACAUUUUUGUGGUGGACGUUGAAACAAUGAUAACAUGAGUUUUUCAAUUGUUUAUUUUAUUAACAUACUCAUUUAACAAUGAGAAAUUGAAAAUAUGUAUUGUAUAUUUAAGAACUAAACAGACUAAAAUUGGAUCUAUUUCGAUAAUUAAAAAAAAUUUUUUUUAUUAUUGAAAUAGGUCCAAUUUUGAUCCAUUUAGUACUUAAAAGUUUUACAGAUGUCCAGAAAAGUAAUACGGAAUGUUUUUAAAAUGUUCUAAAGAUGUUUUAAGAUCUGAUGUUUCAAAUACGUAUGGAACGUCCACUACGUAUAUUUUUAAUACGUUUUUUAAACGCUUGUGUGCUGUUUGGGUGGUUGCAGUGUGUUAUAUCUGAGAUUUCUAAUUUUUUUUAUAAGUUAUAAAAUUUCGAGAAAUAUAUAUAUAUAUAUAUACAGCGCCGUUGACGGAUAUUUACAUUUGCAACAUAGCAACGGUCGCCAAUCACGAGAUGCGAUUCUGACAAAGUGUUCUUGCGUACUCAAUAAGUGUUCCGUUUUUAUCUUAGUCAAAUAAUUGGUUUAGUUAUCAACUACCUUAUACGCCAGACUACGAACGAAGGGAGCAAUCAAUAUUGUAUCAUCGUAUCGUAUAAUAUGUCAUAUCUGCGAUAAACGCACGCGGAAUGCACCAAUACUCUCUGUUCAAUUAUUCGUAUGCAGGUGUAUUAUAAAAAGAAAAGAAACAGAUUACUUUGGCGAAUCCUUAAAUUGACAUUCAUUCCGCGAUGCAAAAUACAAAUAUAUGUAACAGUAGGGCAGUUAAAUAUCAUGAGUUAUCGACGCGCAGUUCGCGGUGCGAGCGACGAGCGUUCUUCAGAUGAUUUUUUUUGAAUAUAAGAUAUGCUUGAAACUAAAUACUUCUUAACUUUAGUAAUCGUAGGGGCCCCACUAAGCAAACUUGCUUGUAAAAUGUAUAAGUAUAGAGUAUACAUAUAUAAAUAUAUUUGUCUUCCAUUUUUGUGUUUGCCGAAUAUUACGCUUACAUACUGUAACGUGUAUAGUGUAGCAUCGCGUUCGAGCCGCAUAAUUCGCAGUCCGGUUUUUCUCUUCGCGAGUUAUCUACGUUUCUUCAGAAAAUUGCAUUUAAGAUUGCGAAACUCGUAAAAGAUUUGUGAAAAACGAAACGUAUUCGGCGAUCUGGAAAAUCGACUUUAUUGUUAUCUGACACGACAAAGAGUCUCAAAGAGUUUAUUAUUUUUUUAUAUAUUCUAUGACAAUAGAAGAGCUAAAUUUACAUGUGUAAUUUAGCUCGCGCAUAUUAUUCCGUGGCGGUACAUAUUAGAAAAUAUCGUCGCGCAGUUGGUGCCAUAGGUUAUUAUCAUUGUAUUUCGAGAAUAACUUUUACAUCUACUCGAAACUCAGUGAAUAAAAGCAGACUUAAUAAGUUCGAUGUCAUUAACAACAAUUAACUGUGAGACUUAACCCUUAAGUAUGAAGCAACGUUGAUCAUCUUACAUCUUACAUUGACUUCCCGAUUGAGAAAACGGAUAUGCAAGUUCCAUGUUUUAUUUUACUGCAUUUUUUACAUGUUUCCUCACGCGAUAGAAAAAAAAUUCGAUAAAUCGUAAUAGUGUGUAAAGUUUGUGUAAUGUUUCGCCAUUGAGCAUAUUAAAUGAUGUAAAGAAAAAUCCGUACUUAAGGGUUGAAACGCCUUUUCUUUUUUUUUUACAAUCUCUUGUUUUUUCAGCACAACAAAAAUGACCAUUGCUAAAUCAUUAUGUCUUCGCGUGACAUGUAAAAGAAUUAUGUGGAAAGAAAAUAACAAAAUGAUUAAUAAACAA
Monomorium pharaonis (pharaoh ant) is the source of this 5223-nucleotide messenger RNA. Its product is annotated as excitatory amino acid transporter 1. Gene Ontology annotation, cellular component: plasma membrane. Bases 1304 to 2812 code for a protein of 502 amino acids. The transcript is spliced from 8 exons. Gene Ontology annotation, molecular function: glutamate:sodium symporter activity; L-glutamate transmembrane transporter activity; neutral L-amino acid transmembrane transporter activity. Gene Ontology annotation, biological process: L-glutamate transmembrane transport. NCBI's taxonomy places the organism in Eukaryota, Metazoa, Arthropoda, Insecta, Hymenoptera, Formicidae. The record is from RefSeq and is a predicted model, not a curated record.